Molecule: messenger RNA, 725 nt
Organism: Coffea arabica (coffee)
Lineage: Eukaryota; Viridiplantae; Streptophyta; Magnoliopsida; Gentianales; Rubiaceae
Product: non-specific lipid-transfer protein-like
Biological process (GO): lipid transport
Molecular function (GO): lipid binding
Source: RefSeq, a predicted model, not a curated record
UUCUUUGUGGUAUAAAUAAGUGUCCAAAUGACAUUCUCUUUCAACAAUUUCUUCCUCCAAUUCUUCUCCUUCUAAUACCGUCUGACACAGAAAGGCCAGUUUUAAUUACAAUGGCAAAAACCAUGGUGCAUUGUUUUGUAUGGUUGAUAGUGGCUGCAGCUUUGAUUGUGAGGCCCUCCAAGGCAUUUGACUGCAUUGGUGCCUUGCAAGAGCUGAUUCCAUGCCUAAGUUACUUGCAAGCUGCUGAUCCCGCACCCAGCAUUGAAUGUUGUUCUGGUGCUCAAGAUGUGGCCAAUUCGGCUAAUUUGUCUAAAGACGAGUUGCAAUCCGCUUGCCGAUGCUUGAAAUCUGCUGCGCAAACUUAUCCCAACAUAAAUUAUGACAACGCUAAGCAACUCCCCGCCCUCUGCAACGUCAACCUCAAUGUUACCAUUGAUCCUAACAUUGACUGCACCAAGCUCUAAAUGACAACGGAGAUGGAGAUUAUCAGCGUGCUGCAGUGUCGCCUUAUAGUACAAAUUUUGUUAAUUUGAAUACAUCUCUCGUGUAUCAUUUUCGGAAUUUCAGAUUCCAAUACCUAAAGACAGAGACAAGGGGCAUUGAACUGUCUCCUUGUAUCCUCCGUUCUUGCAUGCUACUUGUCUUUAUUGUAUCGUGCUGCAGUGUCUUUAAUUCACGUUUGGGAAUGGACCUUCAUCUAUGGAUUGAUAUUUCGGUCGCGUUCA